Messenger RNA from Ceratina calcarata, 3442 nucleotides. RefSeq lists its product as uncharacterized. The record is from RefSeq and is a predicted model, not a curated record. NCBI's taxonomy places the organism in Eukaryota, Metazoa, Arthropoda, Insecta, Hymenoptera, Apidae. Gene Ontology annotation, cellular component: cilium; stereocilium tip; stereocilia ankle link complex. The transcript is spliced from 14 exons. Gene Ontology annotation, molecular function: protein binding. Bases 304 to 2991 code for a protein of 895 amino acids.
CGCAUUCUGACUUCAGUUCAGCCGACGGUUUCAACCUGCCAAGUCGUGCAGGUGUUGGCAAACGGUCGUUGCCAUUCACGGUAUACGAUACUCAUCUGCGGGUAUUACCCCGGGGAGGUCGAGUUGCCACGAGUAUCCACCGAAGUAUACGUCGAACGCGAGGCCGAAAGGGGUUGACCGGUCGCGAGAUAUCAUCCCUUAAUUUCGUGCAACGGGUGCCGCGUUUAUCACGGCGGGAAAACGGGCGGCGGGUGUUAAAAAGCUGUGUCGCCGCAGGAGAGCUGCGAUUUAUGGAACCACCCCAUGGAUAGUAACAUGUCGACUGCCGCCUUCAUGCACCGGUCGGGCGGUGCACCCAGCACGGCCGGUGCCUUAGUCCCAUCGACCGGUGGCGGUCCUGGAAAUCCGACAGGAGGCGGCAGGAUGGCCGUCAUCGGUGUGACCAGGAACGUCAGACUGAGACGGCGUGGAGCGGCCGGUUUCGGUUUCUCUCUUCGAGGCGGCAGAGAAUACGCGGCCGGGUUUUACGUCAGCGACGUUCAACCAGGAAGCGAGGCUCACAGAAAUGGAUUAAGGGUCGGCGAUCAGAUCAUAAGGGUGAAUGGAUAUCCAGUGGAGGACGCUGUUCAUCAGGAAGUCGCGCUUUUGGCAAAGAACCAACAAGUUCUCGUCCUCAAGAUUCGAAGCGUGGGAAUGAUACCUGUGAAAGACAACCCGAACGAUCCGGUCACCUGGCACAUGGUGCAACAGCAACAACAGCAGUUACAGUACAACGAAACUGGUUUGGGCACUGUUCCGAGCACCGAAGUCAGAAUUCGGAUUCUUGUCGGUGAGAAGGGACGCCUCGGGUGUGGCGUUUGCAGAGGCAUCGUGCCAGGCCUGACUGUUCAGGGUACCAGAGACGACGGCCCGGCCAGGGCGGCAGGCCUGAAGGCCGGCGAUAUUAUAAUAUGGUGCAACGGUCAACGGCUCACCGAUCUCCCGUUCGAGAGAGCCAUUGAAGUAAUGAGAAGCUCGGCCAUUCUGGACCUGAUAGUGCAACGACCUACACCGAACCACCUUUAUGACUGUCCCGAACCAAUGUGGACUCAUGGCUCGAGCGGUUACGAUUCAGAGACGUCGAGCGUGGCCGCGGCCAGCCCGCAGCCUCAGAAUUCCUCCUAUUCGCCGCAGCAUCAUCACGAUCCCAGAAUGCAUCAACGGUAUCCCCGCGAUGACGCGUGCAACCGAAACGGAAGGAUCUGCUGCCCGCUCGCACUGUCCACGAGCAGCUGCAGUUCAACGGAAUGGUCUCACGGUGAUCAGCCCCAAGAAUGGACGCGUAAGUCGAACAACACCACGGUGAUUCGCAUCAACCAGAGCCAGAACCAAAAUCACAGGUUUAUGGGUCCGGGUCGUCCGAACUCACGCGGUAAUUACGAGGACGAGAUCGACAACGAGCCACUUUACGAUCCCGUGGCGCCGAGGAUCGAUUACGAAGUUCACGACUUCGACGCGAAUCCGAAAGACGAAGCGAACCGACGCUUGGCUUGCCGAAGGGACAAUAUGCGUCAACAAGACGUCAUUUACGACGGCCCGGCCGAUGACAUUCCCUAUCAUGGAUCCAAAGAAAAUGGCAUACAGGAUGGAGAUAGGAAAACGAUAACGACCGUGGAAGUUCAUCAAACUGUAUGCCCACCCGCGCCACCGCCUCCUAUCCCAUACAAGUGGUCCGCAGACUCAAAGCCAAUGAACGCGAAGGGUAUGCAAAUGGGUAGCACGAUGUCGAUGGGAAGCACGGGCUCGACGGAGACCGAAUCCAGCCUCGAGUCUUCCUGCAGCAAAGACUCAGCGUCGACCUCUUCGUCCCUGUCGACGUCCUCCUGCGAGCCGCCGUCGACGGUCUCGUUUGGUUCGAUCACUGCCGCCUCGACUGGGACCAAUAAAACGAACGAGACCGCGGCCACCGUACAUCUGACCACUCGCAACUGUGCGACAAGGACGUCGCCCAUCGCGUGCACUGAUCUGAGCACCGCUAUCACGCAGGAAUUGCAGAGGCGGGCACAGCAGAGAAAUAUGAAUAACGCAGCCAAAAUGGAAGCAGCGAAGGAGAAGACCAUAGAGCCACGGAAGCCACAAAACCCGGAAGCUCUGAGGGCGCAGGAGCAGAAAGUUACGCACGAUAAGUUGAUGGAGGAGUUCAAACGUGCUCACCGAAAAAUGUUUAACACUGCCCAGCAAAAAGUUCAUUUCUCUGAUCAGGCGCCGGAGCAGGAGCAAGAGAAGAGGGUGCUGAACGCAUCGACUACGCCAACGAUUCCGCCGGCGCCGCCAGCACCUCCUGCACCACCGGCGCCGCCGGCUCCACCGCCACUUCCGCUUCUCUCGAAGACUAAAAGCACUGAGGAUUCUGUAGAAAUGCAGAGCAUCGAGUCGUUUAAGCUGAAAGAGGCGCCGAAUCCAGUGAUCCCAAAGCCACCGCCAACUUAUUUUCCUAUGCAGAAUGCCGCGCCGGCGAACGGAAGUCCGCGGCACAACGGUAAUGGAAACAAACCGCAGAUGAACGGGAAAGACGUGUCUACCAGUCCUGUAACGGAAACGUCGAAGACAGCCGCACCACCGGCAGCAGCGCAGAAUUCGAAACCGGCGACUGGGAAAGUCGCGAUUAGGAUAGGCGCUUACGAGGGGGAAGCUAAGCAGCCGUCUAAACUCGACUUCCUGUCGCAGCAAUCUCGUUCGGAGAAAAAUGGCACGGACGAACUGGCGAACGGACCAGUAGUCUCAAGGUUGCAGAACGAACUGGCUGCUACGUUGCAAAGAUCGAACCUAAGAAGAAAGACUGAAGGGGACACACAGUCAGGUGUUAAGACGAUCCCCGAAAAUCCAGCAGUGGCCAACAACGAGACAACGAGCGCAGAGCCUGGGAAGCUGUCGCAGAGCAACGUCGAGAAACUGGCGUCCGCUCUGAACAAAGUGACCAUCAAAGUGAACCCGGAUCAUAAUAACCGAUAGGAUGCUAGUUUCCGUUAUAUAUACGUAUACAUAUAAAAGGGAAAAAAGUCGCAACGAAACCGUUUUUAGGAGUCCACCCAUGUACCUCUGCCACUUUGUACAUUUUUGCACGCUCUUUGAAAACCUCUACAUCGACUUUUUAUUCGUAUUGUUAGAAAGGAAGACCGCUCCCCCUAUUGGUGAGCUUCUUUUUUACGUCUUUUACCUGUACACGUCUUUUUUUAUAUGUUAUUUAUUAUCGUACAAUAGCGAGUAAGGAAUAAGGAAGGCCAACGAAUCUCGUUAAUAACCGAGGCGACCGGCCCCUUUACCACGUAGGCCCGUGUCUUUAAAGCAAAACUUACAAUUAGUCCCCUCCGUCGACGACUAUUGUAUCGUACAAGAGUACAGGUCGCGAUAUUCGAUGGAGGCAUCGAACUGAUAAAAAUAAAGGCGAUGAUACCUAAUCAAA